CACGACUAAGGUGCAGAAGAAUAAAGCGACGAUGUAAGAUGUGGUGCAAGGGGAGAAUCAGCUUGCUUAAGGCCCAGCUGCAACAAGGUGAGAUCCCCUCGUUUACGGAACCAGAGUCAAAUUCUAUUGAAGACCGGGCCAACAUGGGUAAUCAACUGGGCAAGACCCAUCAGCUGAGCACCAGUGGCCUGCAGGAGGUGAAGAAGCAAGUGGUGCUCAGAGGCAAGAUGAGCAAAUCGCUGAAUGAUAUCUUCCAGUGUGCGGAAGAGCAUUUCGACAGCGAGCCCGACUGCGUGAAGAACAAUGCCAAGAUGACGCUCCACUGGAACGGGGAAUCGCUGGUGUUCGUGUCCGGCAGAGGGGAAUGUGAAAUUGACGUCUUGUAUAAACAGGGCUCUGAGAAACCCAGUUAUGACAUUGUCUCAGAUAGCCUGAAUAACUUUCUAGAGAGGAUGUCGGCUGGCCUGAAUGUCCUGAGCCUCGCAAACCUGGAAGAAGCCCGUUGGAGCCUGGAUGUCUGGGAGGAGACACCCAAGAGUCUGAAAACCUGCUUUGACCGCGCCAUCUGGCACUUCCAGAAGGAGCCUGCAUGCGUGCAGGAGAACGCGAAGCUGGUGAUCCAGAGCAGCGGGAGAAAUCUGCCGUUCAUCUCUGGGGAGGGCGAAUGUGAGAUCAGCGUGUCCUACAGCAAUGGGAAACCGGUCUACACCGUCCAUGAGCCCACAGGGGAGGUUUAUCUGGCACGGCUCGGCACCCGCCCCGCACCUCUGAGCAAACCAAGCCUGGAGUCGGCUCAGAAUAAGUUGAAGUUUUUUGGAGUGAUGACCUGGGAGCUGAGGGGCUGCUUUCAAUAUGCUCUGAAAGUGUUGGAUGAGGCACCUAAACAUGUUCAGGAGAAUGCGCUGAUGCUGCUCGAGACCACCAGUGGCAGGAUGAUGUUCAGAUCUGGGAAAGGGGAGAUUACAAUCACCAUCUCCUCCAAGGACUGGGAAUUCACACAUGACAUCAACAUGUCCAAAAUGAGCUGCUAA
This is a messenger RNA of Mauremys reevesii (Reeves's turtle), 1031 nucleotides long. RefSeq lists its product as uncharacterized. The record is from RefSeq and is a predicted model, not a curated record. Lineage: Eukaryota; Metazoa; Chordata; Testudines; Geoemydidae. The coding region runs from base 39 to 1031 and encodes 330 amino acids. The transcript is spliced from 3 exons.